This is a messenger RNA of Trichomonas vaginalis G3, 1488 nucleotides long. Its product is annotated as protein ubiquitination. The transcript has a single exon. The record is from RefSeq and is a predicted model, not a curated record. Bases 1 to 1488 code for a protein of 495 amino acids. Lineage: Eukaryota; Parabasalia; Trichomonadida; Trichomonadidae. Gene Ontology annotation, molecular function: protein binding. Gene Ontology annotation, biological process: cell division.
AUGUCAACUCAUGAGCUUAAUCAAAUGAUUUCUCUUGGAUUAUACAAGUCUGUAAACAUGGCUGUCCAAAUGACAGCUUCUCCUAGUCCUCAACUUUUGAUUUCAAGAGCUUUUGCAUUGAUAGAUAUGAAACUUUAUGAAGAUGCACUCCAUGCGGUUGAAUCAGUCGACAUGUUUGGUUUAAGCCAAGAACUUGCAAAUGAUUUAAUAGAAAUUCGACUUACAGCACAUCUUAAAAUGAAUAAUCCACAAAAAUGUUGCACAAUUAUUCAAAGUCGAGACUUCUCAAACAGAUUACUUACACCAAAACUCGAUUUGCUUGUUGCUCAAGUUCAUAUGUUAAAUAAUCCUUUACCAAAUCCAGACCACCCUGCAAUUCCACAUUUACUUCGUGUUCUACAGAGGUAUCCGCUUGCUUUUGAACUGAUAGAAAAGCUUAUUGGUAUUGGUGCUAAGAUACCAGAAUUUAUUCUAAAUUCACCAAAUUCUUGUGUCAAAAACUAUGCGCACGCACUUCAAUUGGCUGAAUCAGGUGAUUAUAAAGAUGCAGUGAGAUGCCUAAAUCAAAUUCUUGUAACAAUCCCAGGAUGCAUUCCAGUAUUAGUUAAAAUUUGCCAAUUUGCAAUUGCAGACAACAAUACACAGCUUUUUGAAGAUACUAUUGUCUUAAUCCCUGAGAAUAACCUUGAAGUUAUUGAACUCAGAGCUGUUAACCUCAAACAGCAGCAAAAGAAAACGCAAUUAAACCAAGUUGUUCUUCGUGCUUUGAACACAGAUCCAACGUCAGCCAAUGCAUGGAUUGCAUUUUCACAUUUACUUGAAGCUAAUGGCGAUCAACAGCGCGCAUUACAAGCUACAAGGAAAGCUUUGAUUCUUGAGCCAAAUUCUCGCAGCGGAUUCAUGAGACAUGGUGAAUUACGUCUUCAAAGAAAUGAUGUUGUCAAAGCACAUUCAGCAUUUACUCAUGUCCAUACAUUGAAUCCUGCCAUCGAUUCAUUCAGUGCCAUUGUUCAAUGCGAUUGUUUAUUGAAGAAUUGGGAAGAAGCAGAGUCAUUUGCUGCAGGAGCAGUGAAGAGGUUCAAACCUGAUACAUAUGCAGGAAACAUGGCUAUUACUCUUUAUGGCCUUGCAAAGAGAGGAACUGAUCCAAAGAAAGCUGCCGAAAUUCUUAGAAGAUGUUUAGAGAAAGAUAGUGGAAAUAUUGAAGCAUUGUCAGCUUUGAUUGAAAUGCAUGUUAAAGAUAAUGAAUUCGACCAAGCAGAAUCAUUACUCAUGAAGCAUCGUAACUCAAAGAAUAUCUUCUUCUUCAACUACAAGAUGGCAGAAAUAUACUCAGUUAAGAGAGAUUAUCAAACAGCAAUGGAUUAUGCACAACAAGCUUUGCAAAUCGAACCAAAUAACGAGCGUGCAAAAGAUCUUCUUGAGCAACUCGAAGGAGUCUUAAGAGAUAACGAUGACACAUUUGAAGAAGACGAAGUUGAUUUGUGA